Molecule: messenger RNA, 960 nt
Organism: Limulus polyphemus (Atlantic horseshoe crab)
Lineage: Eukaryota; Metazoa; Arthropoda; Merostomata; Xiphosura; Limulidae
Product: coagulogen-like
Exons: 6
Coding region: 98-685 (195 amino acids)
Biological process (GO): hemolymph coagulation
Cellular component (GO): extracellular region
Source: RefSeq, a predicted model, not a curated record
AUGUGUGGAUCUUUAGAUUAGAGAAUAGUAUAAAAAGGCUCUGUUAUUCACGUGUAUUUAUCAGGCUUGUUAGAGAAAGAAGAAAGCUGACGUCAGAAUGGAGAAGAAAUUGUUAGGCAUCGCUAUUCUUUUUGUCACUGUGGUCUCAGUUUUGGCCGGCGAUCCAAACGUCCCAACAUGUCUUUGUGAAGAACCAACACUCCUGGGACGGAAAGUGAUCGUGAGCCAAGAGACUAAAGAUAAGAUCGAGGAAGCUGUUCAAGCCAUUACAGAUAAAGACGAAAUUUCAGGAAGAGGGUUUUCCAUUUUUGGUGGCCAUCCUGCGUUCAAGGAAUGUGGCAAAUACGAAUGUCGAACUGUGACAUCUGAAGAUAGCCGUUGCUAUAACUUUUUCCCGUUUCACCAUUUCCCGAGCGAGUGUCCUGUUUCAGUUAGUGCUUGUGAGCCAACGUUCGGUUAUACAACAUCUAACGAGCUCAGAAUAAUUGUACAGGCUCCAAAGGCUGGGUUUAGACAGUGUGUGUGGCAACAUAAGUGUCGUGCAUAUGGUAGUAACUUCUGUCAACGUACCGGGAGGUGCACCCAGCAGAGGUCAGUGGUUCGUUUGGUGACCUACGAUUUGGAAAAGGGAGUUUUCUUUUGCGAAAACGUCAGAACAUGCUGUGGUUGUCCUUGUAGAUCUUAAGCCUAACUCAUGGGUUUAGACACCUUAAGGACUAUUCAACAAUACCUUUUCAAAUGUUACUUUUUGAUUGUAUUUUUUAUAACUUUAUGAUAAUUGCUUAAAUGUUAAAACAUUCUAAACUACAGAACUAGCUUUCAGUAAAAUAUAGUUUGAUUUCAUAGUUAUAAUCGGAAAAUAAUCAUUAUUACUUUGUUAUACAAUCUUUUUUAUACUCUGUGUGAAUAAAUUACUGUAUGAAAUGUGCUUUGGACAUUAAAGUAAAAUAUGUAUGGUUU